GUUCCAAAUCCAACUGAGGUUCAGACUCGCAGUAACUUGUCUAAUUUCUGCGUUUCUGCUAAAACCUUAACAACAGUGUUUUUUUAAGCUUAAGUUUUUGAUACAGUUCUGAUUGGGUAACCAUGGCCAUGGAGAAAAUAUCACGCAAAGACAAGCGAAAAGAAGGAAGGAAAUCAAAUAAACAGCAAAAACAUCAGUCUUGGCUUCAACAUCAGCAAUCACAAAAAACUAGGAAAGCUCAACUAGCUAGUACAACAAAUAAGAAAUCGAAGCCUAAAUCUAUAAACAAGUCGAGAAAUUCUUCUCCUCUAGUUCAGACUUCGGAGAAAAAGAAUAAGAAUGUUGUAGUGAGACCGGAAGUUAAGUCGAAGAUGGUGAAAGAAAGGAAGGGUGUGAAGAGGGCUCGUGCAAAAACGAAGUUUGAAGAGUUUCUUGAAAUGGAUAUGAAGAAUUCAGAUCCUUACGCAGAGGAGGAUUUGGAAAUGGAAAGGAGACUAGCUAAGAAACUUAAGGGGAAGGAUGGAAAAUUGGAGGGGAUGGAUGAAGAUAUGAAUUCGUUAUUAGAUGGGAUUUUUUCUAUGCAUAAUUCUUCUGAAAAUGUCCAAGCGUCUCCUGAAUCUAGGAAACAUAAAAAGCUAAAGGCGUCGGAUGAAUUUUCGGGGGAUGAAAUGGACUCUGAUCUUAUGGAUGGACUAUCUGAGCUAGAGGAUACCUCUGAUACAGAUAUAGAACAGGAAGAAUAUGCAGACGGUAUGAGUUCACAUAAGAAAAGCAAAAAACACAAGUCCAAGCAAAAGCAAGAAGGGGAUGUGGCAGGAGAUACAACUGACAAUGAUAUUGUGGGUGAAGAUUUUGAUGUAGAGGGAACUAAUGUUGCACUGUCGGAAGAAGAAGAAGAAGAAGAAGAAGGUGCCACCAAAACAGCAUCCUGGAAGAGACGUCAAAGGAGAAAGAAGUCGAAGCUGAGGCAAGAAGGUGAUAUAGUAGGAGAAACAAAUGUUUAUGCAUCUAAGCCAGCAAAAGUCCACAAGGCUGAGGGGGCAUUACAGAAAACUCCUACAGAUGUACCUGCAAUAGCAAGUAGUCUCAAGUAUGUACCUCCUGGCUUGAGAUCUCUUGCUGGGAAGGAGUCUGAGGAGCAGAGUCAGAUUCGUAGAAGGGUUCGUGGUCUUCUGAAUAGGUUGUCCGAAACCAAUGUGGAGGCGGUUACAGCAGAAAUGGCUACCGUCUUUUGUUCUGCUAGUCGCAGUGUCAGUUCUCAAAUUAUCACUGAUGAGGUGUUGGCAGCUUGUUCCAGAGGACCUCGCGGAAACGAACAGUAUGCUGCUGUUUUUGCAGCUUUUGUUGCUGGCAUGGCUUGUUCUGUUGGGAUUGAUUUCAGCGCAAAGCUUUUGGCUUCACUUGCCAAGUCAUUUGAGGAUGAGUAUCACAAAGAAGACAAUAUGUCCUUGCGAAAUCUCACUCUUCUACUAUCAUUUUUAUGUACAUUUGGAGUUUGUUACAGUGAUUUGAUUUACGACUUUCUGGACAUGUUGAGCAAGCGGUUGGAAGAGAUUGAUGUCUCUACUAUCCUGACAGUUUUGCAAUGCUGUGGCAUGAAAAUAAGGAGCGAUGAUCCUACUGCCAUGAAAAACUUUAUUCAGUGUGUCCAAAGCAGGGUGAAUGAGCUGAAGGCCUCUUCAGAGGAAGACCAUGAAAAAUUAAUUGGCAAAAGAAUGGAAUUUAUGCUAGAAACCAUAUGUGAUAUUAAAAACAACAAAAAGAGGCAUAAAGAAGACGUUGCACAACAUACACGGAUCAAAAAAUGGUUACAAAAGCUAAAUGUUGAAGAGAUUCUUAUCAAAGGGCUUAAAUGGAGCAAACUGGUUGAUCCUGGCAAGAAGGGCCAAUGGUGGUUGUCUGGCAAUACUGCCGCUAAAACUGAUGAUAUCGACGAGGUAGCCAAUACAAUUGACAAAGAGGUUCUGGAAGCACAAAAGAUGCUGCAGCUUGCUGCUUCUCAGAGGAUGAAUACUGAUGCCAGAAAGGCCAUAUUUUGUAUAGUAAUGAGCGGAGAGGACUACAUUGAUGCAUUUGAGAAGCUUUUACGGUUGGAUUUGCCCGGAAAGCAGGACAGAGAGAUUAUGCGAGUUGUCGUAGAAUGUUGCUUGCAAGAGAAGGUGUUUAAUAAAUAUUACACGGCUCUCGCUUCCAAGUUGUGUGAGCACGACAAAAACCACAAGUAUACGUUACAGUAUUGUCUAUGGGACCAUUUCAAAGAGCUCGAGUCGACCCAGCUCUUAAGAUCUAUGCAUCUAGCAAAAUUUGUAGCAGAGAUGGUUACCUCGUUCUCGCUCUCCCUGUCGGCUUUGAAGAGUGCGGAACUGGGUGAUGCUGCGCAGCUAACACCAAAAAGGAUCAUGCAUUUCCGAAUGAUAUUCGAGUCCCUAUUCGAAUAUCCUGAUAAGCUUGUGUGGAAUGCAUUUACACGUGUAGCUAUCAAUCCGGAGCUAGAAAGCCUCCGCGAUGACAUUGAGUUCUUCAUCAGAGAGUAUGUUGUGAAAACUAACAAAGCCCUCGCUAACAAACUCAAGCUUGCCAAGAAAGCCCUUAACAAUACCGAAGGGGUCCUCAUGUGAAUGUUGGAUUUUGCCAUGCUGUUAGAUACGGAACUGAGCGUCUUCUGAGCUCAAAUUUUAUUCAUGCUUUUGUUUUCGCAGCAAAGGCCUAAAUUUUGUACUUUGUUUUAUUUAAUACUCUCUGUGUUCCAAAGUGAUUAGCCAUUUAAACAUGCAAGGUAAUUAAGAAAAGAAAUUAGUUGAGUUGGUUAAACUUUGUAAUUUUAUCUACUUUUUCAAUUUUAUGCUUUUAUA
Mercurialis annua (annual mercury) is the source of this 2852-nucleotide messenger RNA. RefSeq lists its product as uncharacterized. Gene Ontology annotation, molecular function: RNA binding; protein binding. The coding region runs from base 123 to 2618 and encodes 831 amino acids. NCBI's taxonomy places the organism in Eukaryota, Viridiplantae, Streptophyta, Magnoliopsida, Malpighiales, Euphorbiaceae. Gene Ontology annotation, biological process: ribosomal small subunit biogenesis. The transcript has 14 exons. Gene Ontology annotation, cellular component: nucleolus. The record is from RefSeq and is a predicted model, not a curated record.